Cryptosporidium muris RN66 is the source of this 1239-nucleotide messenger RNA. RefSeq lists its product as uncharacterized. The transcript has a single exon. The record is from RefSeq and is a predicted model, not a curated record. Lineage: Eukaryota; Apicomplexa; Conoidasida; Eucoccidiorida; Cryptosporidiidae. The coding region runs from base 1 to 1239 and encodes 412 amino acids.
AUGCAAAUAUUAAAGGACCCCAGUGAUAAUGUUAUACAUUCCUCAACUGUCUUACCUUUGGUGCCUGAUGAUCUUGGUAAACUUCUUAUAUUGGCUAUAUAUACUAGAGGUACAUUAGACAAGUAUAUAUUAUCUGGCUCUUAUUACUAUAGAUCUACUUCUAAUGAUACUAGAGUUAUGUUAUUUGCAACUGGCAGGAGACUUAUAUGUGUUUUUGGUGCCUUAGAGCAAGUUGAUUUUUUAAUUGAAGGUACUAAUGGUGAUGCUGUAAUAACUCAUAAAGGUUUUACUUUUUUAUUCAACACCCUUACAUUGAAACCUCCUAGUGAAUCUGUUAAAUUCAAUUUUUGGGAUAAUUUCUUUUAUAGGUGCCAUCUAACAAAUAAAUUAAGUCAUGUAAGACAAAUAAGUAAUGAUGUAGUUCAAUCUUGGCAUAUAGUUACACCACCUGCUAAUUGGAAUUAUAUUACAUCAACAAUAUAUCCAAAAGAUAUUAAGGUUGAAGGAAUAAUAUCACUAGUCACUAUAAAUGAUGGUGAAGAAUUUCAAAUUAAAGACUUUGUUGAAGAUAAAUCUUCAAUUAUAAUAAGUCCUAAUAAUAGACUUCAAAGUGUUAUUGUUAGGUCAUCCAAUCUUUUUAUAGGGAUCAUACUUCCACCCAAUAUGAAUUAUACUAUUAAUAUACCAGUUGGUAUGAUAUAUGCAUCAAAUGGUAAUACCUUCUAUAUCCCUAAAGGCCUUUUUUCUGAUACUUAUAUUAGAUAUUAUACUAAUUCUCCAUGGGGAUAUGAAAUUUCCUUUGAUAAAGAUUUAAAUCAGGUCAUUAUCUUUACUAAAGAUAAAAUGAAAUUUGGUGGAUCAACUACAAAAUCAGUUGAUGGUUCAUCUACAUCUGAUGUUAAACCAAUUGAACAACCACCAUCUGGUGAAUCAUCUGCACCUCACAUUAAACCAAUUGAACAACCACCAUCUGGUGAAUCAUCUGCACCUCACAUUAAACCAAUUGAACAACCACCAUCUGGUGAAUCAUCUGCACCUCACAUUAAACCAAUUGAACAACCACCAUCUGGUGAAUCAUCUACACCUCACAUUAAACCAAUUGAACAACCACCAUCUGAUGAAUCAUCUGCACCUCACAUUAAACCAAAUGAACCAUCAAAAUUAUCUAAUCAAAAAAAUCAAUCUUUAAAAUCUCUUCUAUAUUCUCUUUGGGGAAGAUUCAGAAUGUUGUUUAUGUAA